AACCAGAAGCAUUGAACAAGUUACAAUGGGACUUGUUCAAAAUACAAGAAUCUCAGUUCUUCUAAUCUUGCUAUGUCGCUUUUCUUUAGAAUCUGGCUCUGCCACAGACACCAUUACUUCUUUUCAACCCAUCAAAGACUCUGACUACAUAAUCUCCAAUGGAAGUACUUUCAAAUUGGGAUUCUUCAGCCCUGUAAAUUCUACCAAUCGGUACCUCGGAAUAUGGUAUAAUAAAAAUUCAGGUUUCCCUGCCCAAUGGGUAUGGGUAGCCAACAGACAAAACCCCCUGAAGGACGCUUCCGGGGUUGUCCGUAUAUCUGAGGAUGGAAAUCUUGUAGUUUUAGAUGGACAAAAAAGGAUAAUUUGGUCAUCGAAAGCCACAAACUCUGUUGUCAAUUCAAAUGCCAAGCUUUUAGAUUCAGGGAACCUAGUCUUGCAAGACACUAAUGGGUCAACCAUAUGGGAGAGUUUCCAAUUUCCUACCGAUACAAUGUUGCCCAAUAUGAAAAUUAGUUCUAAUGCAAGAACAGGUAAGAAAGAUCAGUUGACACCAUGGAAAAGCCCUUCUGAUCCAUCCAUUGGAAGCUUCUCGUGUGGUAUGAAACCUCAAAGUCUUCCUCAAGCAUUUAUUUGGAAAGACGGUAGCCCAUUUUGGCGCAGUGGCCCGUGGAACACUCGGAACUUUAUUGGAAUACCAGAAAUGUAUUCUGUAUAUCAUCAUGGAUUUAGUCUCGUAGAUUAUCCAGAUGGAACAUUAUCUUUAAGUUUCUUUUAUGUGAACCUGUCUUUGUCACAUUUUGUCCUGACUACGCAAGGAGAUUUAGAGCUAAUAUAUUGGGAUAAUGAGAAGGACGAUUGGGAGGUCCGGUGGAAAGCUUUGAAGACUGAGUGCCAUGUUUAUGGUAAGUGUGGUGCAUUCGGAAGCUGUGAUUCACGGAAUUCACCAAUUUGCAGCUGUUUACUGGGGUUUGAGCCAAAUAACACAAUAGAAUGGAGUAGAGGAAAUUGGGCUAGCGGAUGUGUGAGGAGGACGCCCUUGCAGUGUGGGAGGGUGAACGGUACCGGUGGUGAAGCCAGCAAAAUGGAUGGGUUUUUGAAACAGAAGAUGAUGAAGGUGCCAGACUUUGCAGAUUGGUCAGCUGCUCAUGAAGACGAUUGCAGGCAGCAGUGUUUACAGAAUUGUUCUUGUAUAGCUUAUGCAUAUGAUACUGGCACGGGGUGUAUGUCAUGGACUAGAAGCUUGAUUGACACACUCCAAUUCUCCAGCGGCGGAGUUGAUCUUUACAUUCGUGUUGCCUAUUCAGAACUUGAUAAAGAGGGAGAUGUGAAAAAAAUUAUCACAAUCAUAGUGGUAAUAGGAACAGUUUCCAUUUCAAUAUGCACUUUCGUAUUGUGGAGGUGGAUAGCUAAACAUAAAGCAAUGAAAAAGAAAGCAAAGGGAAUCUUGUUGUUCAACAGAGAGGAAGCACACAAAAAAUUCCCCAGUGAAAACAUGUUUGGAGACAACCUGAACCAAGUUCAGGUCCAGGAGCUACCGUUAUUCAAUUUUGAGAAGCUGGCGAGUGCAACAAACAACUUCCAUCAAUCUAACAAGCUUGGGCAGGGUGGUUUUGGUCCCGUAUAUAGGGGAAAAUUGUCAGAUGGACAAGUGGUUGCAGUAAAAAGACUCUCCAAAACUUCAGGACAAGGGUUAGAAGAAUUUAUGAAUGAGAUGGUAGUAAUUUCUAAACUCCAACAUCGGAAUCUUGUUAGGCUCCUUGGCUGCUGUGUCGAAGGACAAGAGAGAAUGUUGAUAUAUGAAUACAUGCCAAACAAAAGUCUAGAUGCAUUCCUCUUCGAUCCACACAAAGAAAAACUGCUAGAUUGGAGAAGACGCUUCAACAUUAUUGAAGGAAUUGGUCGUGGUUUGCUCUACCUUCAUAGGGAUUCGAGAUUAAGGAUUAUUCAUAGAGAUCUAAAGGCAAGUAACAUCUUGUUGGACAAAGAGCUAAAUCCAAAAAUAUCAGAUUUUGGUAUGGCCCGGAUUUUUGGAGGUAAUGAAGACCAGGCCAAUACUAAUAGGGUUGUCGGAACUUAUGGUUAUAUGUCUCCUGAAUAUGCAAUGGAAGGGCGAUUUUCAGAGAAAUCAGAUGUUUUCAGUUUUGGGGUUUUGUUACUAGAGAUAUUAAGUGGAAGAAGAAACUAUAGCUUUAAUAAGGAUGAGCCAUCUAUGAGCCUUUUAGGAUUUGCAUGGAAAUUGUGGAAUGCAAACAACAUUAUGGCCUUAAUCGACCCAAUGAUAUCUGAACCAUGUUUUGAAAUGGAGAUUUUGAGAUGCAUACAUGUCGGAUUGUUGUGUGUGCAAGAUUUUGCCGAAGAUAGGCCGAAUGUAUCUGUUGUUAUCUCCAUGCUUAAAAGUGAGAUUGUUGAUCUUCCUCAUCCAAAGCAGCCUGCAUUUACUGAAAGGCAGAUUGCCUUAGAUACUGACUCUUCUCAAAGCUGCUCUGUUAACAAUGUAACAGUUACAAGGGUUCAAGGUCGAUAGCUAGCAAGUGUUAUUGACAUGAAUAUUGAUUCCUCUAUUCCCUCUUUAAUGUCCACAAUUAGUUCAA
Messenger RNA from Quercus lobata, 2591 nucleotides. RefSeq names its product G-type lectin S-receptor-like serine/threonine-protein kinase At1g11330. The transcript has 7 exons. The record is from RefSeq and is a predicted model, not a curated record. Gene Ontology annotation, biological process: protein phosphorylation; recognition of pollen. Gene Ontology annotation, cellular component: plasma membrane. Bases 26 to 2524 code for a protein of 832 amino acids. NCBI's taxonomy places the organism in Eukaryota, Viridiplantae, Streptophyta, Magnoliopsida, Fagales, Fagaceae. Gene Ontology annotation, molecular function: protein serine/threonine kinase activity; ATP binding.